AUGCCACAAUCCAUUGCAACCCGAGUCGAUCACGAGAUUAACGUUGACAUGAUCUCAAGUUCUCUAUCAAGCAAGGGUUAUAUGGUCAUGUCAUUGAUAUUAAGGUACACCCUACAAACUUUGGUUCCACAUGAUCAAUUAGCAAACCACAGCACUGUCACCAUAUUUUGCCCCCACGACAAUGCUUUGUACUAUUACAAGACCGGAGAUCCUUCAUUGGGGCUCCUUCAGUAUCACGUUGUGCCAUUUAAGAUUGAUAGAGAGGUUCUUGAUAUGUCUAUGCCCUACGUGUCUAAGAUUGACACUCUCCUUUCCGGCCAUUCCCUUGUGCCCACUACGCUUCCGGGUGGAGGACCUACUUCUAUCAAUGGUGUCAAGGUCAAAGAGUGGGACGUCUACAUUGAUGGCCGUGUGAUCAUUCAUGGGGUUGACGAUUUCUUCGAUCCUGCGGUCUAG
This is a messenger RNA of Cornus florida, 456 nucleotides long. Its product is annotated as putative fasciclin-like arabinogalactan protein 20. The transcript has a single exon. The record is from RefSeq and is a predicted model, not a curated record. NCBI's taxonomy places the organism in Eukaryota, Viridiplantae, Streptophyta, Magnoliopsida, Cornales, Cornaceae. Bases 1 to 456 code for a protein of 151 amino acids.